This is a messenger RNA of Zophobas morio, 1880 nucleotides long. Its product is annotated as alcohol dehydrogenase [acceptor]-like. NCBI's taxonomy places the organism in Eukaryota, Metazoa, Arthropoda, Insecta, Coleoptera, Tenebrionidae. Gene Ontology annotation, molecular function: oxidoreductase activity, acting on CH-OH group of donors; flavin adenine dinucleotide binding. The transcript has 3 exons. Bases 45 to 1880 code for a protein of 611 amino acids. The record is from RefSeq and is a predicted model, not a curated record.
UACAGCGAAAAAAACUAUUCGGGUGCUAAAAAAAUCUCCUAAUCAUGCCACUUUUAUUUGAGGCAUUUAUUUAUUUAUUGAUUGGUGCUGUAAGUGCCUCACUUACCACCGACUACUAUCAAAAACUAAUAUCUCAAGAAACUGCAAAAUCACUCACAUACGAGCUGCCCAAAAAGAACGAGGAAUUCAGAUCGGGAUUCGAAUCUAACGAAAUAAACGACUAUGGUAUAUACGACGUGGUCAUAGUCGGAGCGGGAACAGCUGGGUGUAUUCUAGCUACUAGACUAUCCGAAAUUCGAAAAAUUAGUAUUCUUUUAAUAGAAGCCGGAGGCGAAGAAAACGACUUCAAUCAAAUCCCUGGGAUGUGGCCCUACAAUCAAUUUAGUGAAUUUAACUGGGGUUAUUAUACCAUACCACAAAAACACUCCUGCUUAGGGAUGAAAAACAGGCAAUGUAUCGUUCCUCGAGGUAAACUACUGGGUGGUAGCAGCUCGAUCAACGCUAUGAUGUACUGCAGAGGCAACUGCAAAGACUACGAUAAAUGGUAUCAACUAGGAAACCGAGGAUGGUCCUGCAAAGACGUUCUACCCUACUUCAAAAAAUCCGAAAACUCACAAAUCCAUGGUGACAAAAACUACCACGGCAAAGGGGGUUUCUGGAACGUCGAGUACCCGCGACCAGACUCACCACUAUACCAAAAUUUCGUUAAUGGCAGUGUAGAACUCAAACAACCGAUUGUAGACUAUAAUGGCAAAAACGAACUUGGAGCAUCACACCUACAGUCUAAUAUCAAACAUGGAAAAAGACAAAGUCUUGCAACUGCGUUUCUCGAUAACAGUCGACAGCGCAGAAACCUUAAGAUUCUAACUAAGACACUAGUGACUAAAGUCGUCAUUGAUCCAAAAUCAAAAAAAGCAACCGGUGUUGAAUUCGUCACAAGCAACAAAAAAUUCCACGUACGAACUACGAAAGAAGUUAUUGUUUCUGCGGGUGCUAUAAACACACCGCAGCUAUUGAUGUUGUCAGGGGUUGGACCAAAAGAUGAGUUAAGCAAACUGAAGAUUCCAUUAAUCGCAGAUCUACCAGUUGGGAAAAAUCUAAUAGAACAUCCACUUCUUGUCUUGAUGGUUCGUUCAGACUACGCUGCACCCAAAGUCGGUAUUAAUAAAUUGAUCCAACAAUAUUUGAAUGGUUUUGGUACGUUAACGAAAGGACCAAAUGUGGAGGGCGUUGGUUACAUACAAACCAAAAACGAUUCCAGCGAAGUACCUACAAUAGAAAUUUUGUUUUCAGUGCCCCCUCACAUCGACACUUCUAUUUUCAAGCGAGAAUUCAACCACAACGAAGACAUCAACAACAAGUUAAUCGAUAAAAUCGACCCACAAAAAGACAUAUUUUUCUACAUAGUACUACUUCACGAGAAAUCUAGAGGACGAAUUUUCUUAAAUUCAAGCAGUCCGAUUGAUUUUCCACACAUAGAUUUAAACAUGUUGGAAGGACGGGAGGACGUGGAAACUUUGAUUGCAGGGAUGGAGUAUAUCCAGAAGCUGUUGAAAACCGAAGCUUUCAAAAAAAUUAAUGCAACUUUACUGGAAGUUCCUAUCUGCACUAAUUUCAAAAUUAAUUCUAAAGAGUACUCGGAAUGUUUACUUCGUAACUUAGUCGCCACUAUUUACCACCCCUGUGGAACAGCAGCGAUGGGACCAAACAAUGGACAUUUUGUUGUUGGGGAUACUUUGCAAGUGCAUGGAACUGGAAAUUUGAGGGUUGUCGACGCUUCGAUUUUCCCAUCGUCAAUUUCUGGACACACAAGCGCACCCACAGUCAUGGUAGCGGAAAAAGCUGCUGAUCUUAUUAAAAAAGAGCACAAACAUCUUUAA